AUGCAGAUUAAGAAGGAUGUGUUCGGUGGGAACGUUUCAGCAGCAGGCGGCCCUAGCACUCGGCUCAAGCUAGGCUCGGGCGGGGGAGGCGGCGAUGCUCCCGCGGCGGCGGCUGUGCCGAAACCCAAGCUGGAGCGUGCGCUGCAGGAGGCGCGAGCGGAGAUCGAGAACCUCAAGCGGCAGCAGAAGCAGCAGUCGGCGACGACGGGCGGCAACUCUACUGCCGACAUGCAGGUCGAUGGGGCCCCUCCUGAAGGCGCCCCGCCCGAGGAGGAGCAGCUGGCCGAGAAGGUCAAAUUGCUGGAGCAGAACCUCGCCAUCGCGAAGACGGGGGUCGGCUCGUGGGCGGAGGAGCAACAGCGCUUGUUGGGUCAGCACCUCGCGGAGGCGCGGCAAAAGCUGCUCAACUCGAAGCCGCUCCACACGCAGGUGCACGCGCUGGCCAAUCGUGUUAAGACUGGUGCGGCUAAGAUCGAGUCUGCCGAGGCGGCGGAAGGCUACGAGGUCACGCUGCCGUCUCUUGGCAUCUCGACGUCCGAGCUGGAAUCCAUCGUCUCGAAGCUCAUCGAGGGCGGCGGGCUCAACUCCGAGGCUCAGAAGCGGCUCGCGGAAGGGCUCGAUGGCCAGAUCAACGAGCUCAUCGCCGCGAAGAAACCGAAGGUUGCUGCUGCUGGUGGUGGCGGCCUUGGUGCUGGCGGUCAGGCAGGUGGCGAGCUUCCUGGCGCGGGUCGCGCGUCUGAUUCCAAACCGGAGUGGAAGCCCGACGACGUGGGCACGGAGGAGUUGCAGAAGCUCAUGCAGCAUGUCGGCACGUGGGCAACUGAGUCGGAACUGCGGGAGCGGGCUCGGCGUUUGGCGCAGGGUGGCUUCAUGGUCAUCACGCUGCAGGAACAUCAUAUCUUGGAUAACGAUCGCCUCGCCAGCUUUCAGCGCGAGGUUGCGGACUUCGGCUUCGUGGGCAUCUGGGCUCCUGCCCUGGCUUCAUCAACGUGGGAGGCAGGCGCGUUUGGCGAUGACAGUUACAGCGCCGCCGUUUACCACGAGUGCAUCAUUCCUGGACGUCCUGUUGGCGCUCGCAUCCAUUGGGGCGUCAAGGGCGGGCUGGUUGCGCUUUUAAUCUAUUUGGUCGACUCAGACUUGGGCAUGAGGGUGCGGCUGCCCGUCGUGCCGAGGGGUAUCGCUGCGUCGACGCCGAUUGGCUGCUCCAGAAGUGUGGGGGACUGGGCACCGGCGCUUGCGGCUAUCAGAAGUGUCUCGGGCGCGCAGGACUUGCCUCCAGCCUGGGAUAAGGUGCUCGCCACAGUGGAGGACGAGCUGCUGGAUCGGCGCGACGUUGUCGGUCCAGGGCGCAAGCAGUAUCAAGGUCGUGCUGGUGAGGUCGUGACGGAGCUGAAGACGGUGAAGUGGGUGCCCCUGGGUCGCUGCGCUCGGCUUGGUCCUCAGGCGCUGGCGAUGCAAGUUGCUGCUCGGUGGGCCAAUCGCCCCGUGGGCGUCAGGGCUUGCAUCCAGAGGUCUCUCAACGAGCUGCACUUGUCGGAGUUGCCCUGCCCGCGUUCGCCCACCACUUUCAG
Prorocentrum cordatum is the source of this 1571-nucleotide messenger RNA. NCBI's taxonomy places the organism in Eukaryota, Dinophyceae, Prorocentrales, Prorocentraceae. The record is from the annotation of a GenBank genome assembly.